GUCAUCUCCAUGUGACGGGCCAUCAAAUCAAUAUUGGAAUUAAAUAAAGAAAUAAAAAUGACAUCGAUAGCGAAAGGUGAUAACGAACUGAAGAGGCUGUUGAACAGCCCAGCCAAGAGUGCCAGUGAUGAUCACACAAUGGCACCCCCGCUAUCCUCAUUGAUUUUGUUUACGAAGAAGUCUCGAUGAAUUUUCCUCCACAUCCUUUAAAUUUCGAGGUAGACUUGGGGAAAGGACUGACUGUCAUACAAUGAGACUCACUUGGAGAUGUUCUACAAACGUACCUAGACCAAGUACGUCCCAGGCAGGGACUCCACAGGCUACGAUGACCCCUAUGGCUCCACCACCUCCAAAGACUGAGAACAUUGAACCCAUUCUACAGAACGUCGUGUCGACAGUGAGUGUUGGCUGCGAGCUUCAACUGAUGAAGAUAAACACCCAAACGAGAAAUUCCGAGUACAAUCCAGGGCGUUUUACAGGUCUAGUGAUGAGGAUAAGAAAUCCACGUGCAACAGCCCUUAUAUUCCGAUCAGGAAAGAUCGUUUGCACAGGGGCCAGAAGUGAGGACGAUGCAUUCCUGGCAUCCAGAAAAUUCGCAAGGAUUAUACAGAAGCUUGGAUUUCCAGUUAAAUUUAUGAAUUUCAAGGUGCAGAAUAUGGUGGCCACAUGUGACCUCAAGUUUCCGAUUAAACUCGAACAUUUAAAUCACAUGCACGGACAGUUCUCCACGUAUGAGCCAGAACUUUACCCGGGGCUAAUCUAUAGAAUGGUCGCCCCCAGAGUUGUACUGCUUAUAUUUGUUAACGGGAAGGUUGUCUUAACAGGUGCAAAAAAUAGGGGUGAACUGCGCGAAGCUUUAACCAAUAUACAUCCCAUUUUGAAAAGCUUUAGAAAACAGUAGUGGACUCUGUGUUAUACGUUUCAUCCGCAUCACGCAUUUAUUCGCAUAGUUGCCUUGUUAAUUCAUCUCAAAUUUAUGAUAUUAAGGACAUGAUGUAACAUAAUAUUUAUAUAAAGUAAAUAAAUUUUUUAUACGUAAAUUUA
Messenger RNA from Diachasmimorpha longicaudata, 1044 nucleotides. RefSeq lists its product as uncharacterized. The record is from RefSeq and is a predicted model, not a curated record. Lineage: Eukaryota; Metazoa; Arthropoda; Insecta; Hymenoptera; Braconidae. Gene Ontology annotation, biological process: DNA-templated transcription initiation. Gene Ontology annotation, molecular function: DNA binding; RNA polymerase II general transcription initiation factor activity. The transcript is spliced from 5 exons. The coding region runs from base 251 to 901 and encodes 216 amino acids.